CUUACAGCUCGCAUAAAAGUAGUGGCAGUUUCUGAACCUCAGCCGGCUCUCGCUCAGUGUCUGGCUCCCAAGUCCAUGUGCCGAGGGCUGCCAGGAAAGAGACGCUUUCCUGAGCCCUGGAUCUCUCUUCCCUCUGGACAUAUCCUGCAGCGGGUAUUUAUUUAUUGUUGAACAAACAACACGCCAUGGACCUCGUUGCCUUGCUGAAGUCCCAGUUCCUGUGCCACCUGAUCUUCUUCUACGUCUUCAUCACCUCCGGGCUGAUUGUGAACAUCAUCCAGCUCUUCACGCUGGUGCUCUGGCCCAUCAACAAGCAGCUGUUCCGGAGGAUCAACUGCAGACUGUGUUACUGCGUCUCCAGCCAGCUCCAAGGUCCUAGCCAAGAAGGAGCUGGCCUAUGUCCCAAUAAUUGGCUGGAUGUGGUACUUCACUGAAAUGAUCUUCUGCACACGCAAGUGGGAACAAGAUCGUCAGACAGUUGCCAAGAGCCUGAUGCACCUCCGGGAUUACCCCGAGAAGUACUUUUUCCUGAUCCACUGUGAGGGCACACGGUUCACAGAGAAGAAGCACCAGAUCAGCAUGCAGGUGGCCCAAGCCAAGGGGCUGCCCAGUCUCAAGCACCAUCUGCUGCCACGCACCAAAGGCUUCGCCAUCACUGUGAGGUGCUUGAGAGGUGUAGUUCCAGCUGUAUAUGACUGUACACUCAAUUUCAGAAAUAAUGAAAACCCAACAUUGCUGGGAGUCCUAAAUGGAAAGAAAUAUCACGCCGAUUGCUAUGUUAGGCGGAUUCCCAUGGAAGACAUCCCAGACGAUGACGACCAGUGCUCGGCCUGGCUCCACAAGCUCUACCAGGAAAAGGAUGCCUUUCAAGAAGAAUACUAUAGGACAGGAAACUUCCCAGAGACCCCCAUGGUGCCGUCCCGGAGGCCCUGGGCACUGGUCAACUGGCUGUUCUGGGCCUCCCUGCUGCUCUACCCCUUCUUCCGGUUCCUGGUCAACAUGGUCAGCAGUGGCUCCUCCGUGACUCUGGCCAGCUUCAUCAUUGUCUUCUUUAUGGCCUCUAUGGGAGUUCGAUGGAUGAUUGGCGUGACAGAAAUUGACAAGGGCUCUGCCUAUGGCAACAGUGACAACAGACACAAGCAGAGUGACUGAUGUGGGCAUAUGCUGCCUCCAAAGGGAACCUUGGGGAACUGGUGGCUUCUGCACAGCCUUCUUAGCAGGACACAGUGAUGGAGGCUGGGGAUGUGGAGGUCACAGCCUCUCCGGCCAUAGGAAUUUUUGGUCUCAGAAUCAAGAUGGGGAGGAAGAUGCUUUGAAAUCUUCUCCCCCCAUGUGAUUUAGUGGGUGUUGUUUUUCUUUUCAGUUGCACACGUGUGGGGGGUGUGUGUGCGGUGGCUGUGUGUACCUGGCCCUGUGACAGUGCAAAGGGUAUGUGGCUGCAGGAGAGGGCAGGGCUGGGGAACAGGAGGGGCAUGUUCCCUGUCACCCUUUGGUGCUGAGUCUCCUGUAACCCUUGACUGUCAGAGUGAAAAGUGCUUUAAGUAAGAUGACUAAAUUAUGUCUCCAAAAACAAAUUAAAGUAUUUGUCUGGUC
Messenger RNA from Octodon degus (degu), 1593 nucleotides. RefSeq names its product 1-acylglycerol-3-phosphate O-acyltransferase 4 (gene Agpat4). The transcript has 8 exons. Gene Ontology annotation, molecular function: 1-acylglycerol-3-phosphate O-acyltransferase activity. Gene Ontology annotation, cellular component: endomembrane system; mitochondrial outer membrane. Lineage: Eukaryota; Metazoa; Chordata; Mammalia; Rodentia; Octodontidae. The coding region runs from base 418 to 1152 and encodes 244 amino acids. The record is from RefSeq and is a predicted model, not a curated record.